Molecule: messenger RNA, 1539 nt
Organism: Teleopsis dalmanni
Lineage: Eukaryota; Metazoa; Arthropoda; Insecta; Diptera; Diopsidae
Exons: 3
Coding region: 1-1539 (512 amino acids)
Molecular function (GO): nucleic acid binding
Source: RefSeq, a predicted model, not a curated record
AUGACUGUUAAUAAUUUGAAAAAAAAAAUACCUUAUGACGCAUGCUCUGAGGAUAACUCGAAAUCUUCUUUUGUGACGUGGGUUGAAACCUUCAGCGAUUUUGAAAAAUUACAAAGAAUUUUUGCCAAUCUUCUUGACUUCCGAAGAAGCGUUAAGUCUAUGACGGAAAGAUUAGAUGAAGCACUAGUGCGUAUAUUCUACUGUGUGCAACAACAUUAUUUCAAAGAAGAAAUUGAGCUGCUAUUGAAGAAUAGAGAAUUGCCAGCAAACAGUAAAUAUAAAAAUCUGAGCAUUUUUGUAGAAGAUACUUAUGGUGUUCCGCUACUACGUGUUGGUGGGAGAUUAGCGAAGGCUGCAUUACCAUAUGAUGCUAAACAUCAAAUUUUGUUACCGAAUAACUCAGAAAUAGUUUGCAGUUUUGUACGAUUUCUUCAUUUCAAAUAUUUGCAUGCUGGUACGCAAGCGCUUAUGGCUAUAGUUAGGCAGCGAUUUUGGAUAUUUCAUGCUAGAGGAGUAAUACGCAAAAUUACUGGUAGUUGUCUACAAUGCUUUAGAUGCCAUCCAAAAUUGAGUAAUCAGAUUAUGGGCGAUUUACCCUCUUCUAGAGUCACCGUAGCGAGGCCAUUCACUGUGACUGGAGUGGACUUUUGCGGCCCUAUUACAACAACGUAUCUACUUCGUGGGUACAGAACAACAAAAAGCUAUAUUGCUGUUUUUAUUUGUUUUGCCACAAAAGCUGUGCAUAUGAAGGUGGUCUCUGAUUUGACUGCAAAGGCUUUCCUGGCUUCAUUAAAAAGAUUUGUAGCUCGACGCGGCUUAUGCUUAAAAUUAUUUUGCGACAAUGCCACUAAUUUUGUGGGUACUCGUAAAGAGCUCGAGGAAAUGAAAUGCAAGUUUUUUGAUCAACAAAUCCCCCACUUUGGUGGACUAUGGGAAGCGGCUGUAAAAUCAGCAAAAUAUCAUUUGGCUAGAAUAUUGGGUCAAUCGCAUCUUACAUUUGAAGAGCUGGCAACAGUGGUUGCGGAAGUAGAGGCAGUUUUAAAUUCAAGACCUUUGACAACCUUGUCUAACGACCCAAAUGAUGAAAGCGUUCUUACACCGCCACAUUUCUUAACAGGUGGUCCGUUGGUUGGAAUUGUGGAACCUACUGUGGAUAGCGAAGAAUGGUCUCAUAAAGAUAGAUGGCUACGAAUUUCGGCCAUACAACAACAUUUUUGGAGAAGGUGGUCGGCGGAGUAUCUUCAUGAACUUCAACAGAAAGUCAAAUGGACUAAGAAGCAGAAGAACCUUAAUGAAGGUGAUAUGGUGUUAGUUGCAGAAGAAAAUUUGCCUUCUAAGCAAUGGCUUAUUGGGAGAGUGCUGAAAGUGACAAGAGAUGCUAAAGGUUGGGUUCGAGUUGCUGAUGUAAAAACAAAGAAUGGAGAGAUUUUGUAUAACGCUGGCAGUAACGGCGAGGAUGGCUAUCAGAAAUACGAAGGUGUUGUUAAUAGGCAAGUUCUCAAAAAUUCUAUACCCGUUAUUGAUAAACUUCCAGGAUGA